AUGAAUUCUCCAAGUUAUCAGCAGGAUGAUAUUGAAGUAUCAAGUGAAUUAAAUAAAAUGAGUUUAGAUAAUAUCAUGGACAUGGAUGAUUGUGAAAAAACGUCAGAAUUGGAACAAGGUUUCGGUUCAAUAGCACGUUCAACUGCAAAAGGAGCACUUUGUAUAGCUCAAAAUUUCGAAGCAUUUUCACCAUAUAUCAAAGUAUUCCUUGCGUUAGGAAGGGAUAUAAUAACAUUGUAUGAAAAGGCUGAACAUCAUAAAGAAUUAUGUAGUUCACUUUUACAAAGAUGUAAUUGCGCAAUGGCCACCGUUAAAGAUUUAUUUAUUAGAAAAACGGAAAACAAAAAUUUUUUUUCGAAGCCGGAAAAUUUACACUUAUUUCAAGAAUUUAUUGCAUGCAUAAAAAGAAUUCGAAAUUUUAUAGGGGAAAUUAGUCAAUUAAGUAAAUUUAAAAAAUUCUUCUUUACCAAUAAUAUCGGAGAAACUUUUCAAAACCUUAUAGCUGAAUUUGAUGGAUUCAUGAAUAGUUUAAAUUUUACCUUCACCAUACAAUCCAAUAAUAACUUGGCGACUAUGAAAAAUGAUAUGAAACAGAUUAUGGAGAAAUUAUCUUUUUAUGACGUACCCAAUGACAAGCAAUCUCAGCAAAACUUUUUCAAUGAUGUCAAUUCAGUAGCUGGAAGUGCCCAAGAAUUUAAGAGACAAACGAGAAAAAACAAAACUUUAGAUUCGUCGGAAGUUAAAAUCUUGGAUGAAAAUGAACCAUUACUCUCCGGUAAUCAAUAUCAAAAAACCAGCGUCUGUCCUACCAAAAAGAUUGAAAAGCGUAUUAAUGAUGGAAUUGAUUAUUCUUUCAAAGAAUUUUCUAAUACCGCUUCGGAUCAAACUCAAAUUGAAAUCAGGAGACAAGUUAACAUUCUUAAAAAAUUAAAAAAUGCUAAUCAUAUUAUAAGAUUUUUUGGUGUUGCUCAAGAAAAUUCCAAAUUUUAUUUGAUUACUGAAUGGAUGGAACAUGGAAAUUUACAAGAAUAUUAUACCAAUUUUAAAGAAAUGAUGACCUGGGUAACCAAAAUUAGAUUCGCUUUAGAUAUCUGCUGCGGUAUCUCGUAUCUUAACGAUUGUGAGAUUCUUCAUCGAGAUAUCCAGUCGGCGAAUAUUUUAAUAAACACUGAUCAAAAAGCAAAAAUAGCAAAUUUUGGUUUAAGCAGGAAAUUUUCAGAACUUACGAGGAAUAUUUCGCCAAAUAUUGAAAAUGUAAGGUAUAUGGCUCCAGAAAAACUAUCAAUAAUAGAAAAUGAUAGAAAAAAAUCGACCUCCACUACAGUUCCUCCUUAUGAUUCUAAAUGCGAAAUUUACAGUAUUGGAGCAUUAUUAUGGGAAAUUGCCGAAUUGAAAAAACCUCAUUCUGAUCUUAAUAAAUCGGACGUUCUUCUUGGUAUUAGAGAACGUGUUAAUGAUAGAUACUGCUUACCAUUUUCAGAUGAAGUGCCACCUAAAUGGAAAGCAUUAGUCAAAGAUGACUAUGCUGGGGAACCUGAAGUAACUUUAUCAAUGGAUUAUCAAAGUCCAUUGCCUUCAUCAUUUGUCACCAUUACAAUUCUUCCGAUUAGCGACGCGAUUCGUACACAUAAAUCCAAAACUGGGAAUAAGCAAUUGGCAUGGCAAAGUUUUAAAUAUCAUUCAUCAACCAAUAUUGAAGCGAAAUAUUGGCUAGGGUAUUAUUACUAUCAUCAUGGAGAAAUUAUUCCUGAAUUAAAACAAAUCGAUAAAGAAGAAAGGAUUAGAAUGUCUAUAGAAAUAUUUAAAGAAACAGCUGAUAAAGGAAAUCCUUCUGCUCAAUUGAGAUAUGGCUUAUGUUUAAUGAAUGGUGAAGGUGUUGAUGAAAAUUUUGUGGAAGCUUUUAGAUAUUUAAAAGAUUCGGCCAAUCAGGGAAAUACUACAGCUAUGUAUAUUAUUGGAAAGGCAUAUUGGAACGGUGGUGUCAUUAUACAAGAUAAGGAACAAGGCACGAAAUAUUUAAAAUGUGCUGCUCUCGAGAAUCAUCCCAAGGCUAAAGAAAUGUAUAUUAUCAUUAUGUAUAACUUUAACUUUCUUCCAAAUAAGAAAAAACGCUCAACUAAUGAUGAUCAAUCAACGAAUACGGAAAGAGAACCAAAGGUACCUCGUAUCAAUAUUCUUAGAACAGAUGAUUUAAUUAUGGAUGUCGAUGCAAACUCUACCCCAUCUCUAUCCCCAUAUCAUUCUUCUUGCCCUUCACCGUCAAAUCCUUCACCGUCAAAUCCCGUUCUCACUUACAAUGAUCAAUUUAAUUAUUGGAAUCCGCAAGAUUAUAAUAGUUUGCAAUAUUAUCAAUAUAAUCAACCAGAGAUGAAUCCUUUUUUCCCAGCUAACUAUAUGACAUCUCAGGACGAUAAUGGAGUAUCAGGUGCAUUGAAUAGAAUGACUAUCGGGGAAACAAAUGAGGCUGCAUCAGAAAUCUGUGUUACAGGAACGGUCGCAACAUUAAAAGGAGCAUGUAGUGUAGCUCAAAAUUUCGAAACGUUUAUUCCGUUUGUCACAAUAUUUCUUAAACUAGGAGAAGAGAUUAUAAAUUUAUAUGACAAAGCCAAACAUAAUAAAGAGUUAUGUGGGAUCCUAUUGCAAAGGUGUAAUGGUGCAAUGGCUGCUGUAAGGGAUUUAGAUAUGAGGAAAACGGAAAAUGCGGAAUUUUUUUCUAAACAAGAAAAUUUAAAUCUAUUUAAACAAUUCAUUAAGUGCAUGGAAAAGAUCAAGAAAUUUAUUUUACGAGUUAGCAAAUUACACAAACUUAUUAAAUACUUAUGGGCCUGCAGCAUCGAACAGGAUUUAACUAAUCUCAUAACAGAAUUUGAUGGGUAUAUGAGAAAUUUAAAUUUUUCCUUUAUUGUACAAUCUAGAGACGAGUUGGGGAUAAUAAAGGGUUAUGUAGGGCAGAUCAAGGAGUUAUUAUUCAACGUUUAUGGCGUUUCUGAUAAUAACUAUCAAGAUUUUUUGAAGAAUAUGAAUUCGAUAACCGUGAAAAACAUAGAAUUUCAAAGACAAGAAAGACAAGACAAAAGUAACGUGAUCAUUAAUUCAUCUGAGGUUAUAACGAACUUGGAAAGAAAUGAACCUUUACUUGACGGUAGACUUUAUGAUAAAGCUAUGCUUACGCGCUCAAAAAGAAUUGAAAAACGACUAUCGGUAACUAAUUGUACCGAGGUUUCAUUUAAAGAAUUUUCAAAUACCAAUGCUGCUGCUUCUUCAGAAACUGGUAAUGGACAAUCUCAUCAUCAAACCCAAACCCAAGCUCCGAUUCAAAUUGAGAUCAGAAAGCAGGUUAAUAUUCUAAAAGAAUUAAAAGAUUCUGAUCAUAUUAUAAGGUUUUUUGGCGUGGCUCAAGAAGAUUCAAAAUUUUAUUUGGUUACCGAAUGGAUGGAACAUGGAAAUUUAUUUGAAUAUUAUACCACUUUUAAGGAUAAUAUGAAUUGGGAAACCAAAAUCAGAUUUGCCUUGGAUAUUUGUCGUGGUGUCGCAUAUCUUCAUGAAUGUAAGAUCCUUCACCAUGAUAUCCAGUCGGCAAAUAUCUUAGUAAAUAAGUAUCACAAAGUUAGGAUAGCAAAUUUUGGUUUAAGCAAAAAGUUCUCGGAUAUUACUAGAAAUAUUUCACAUAAUCUAGAAAACAUAAGGUAUAUGGCACCGGAGAAAUUAUUAUUAGACAAUGAAGAAAAUAAUAAUGACUUUAAAAAGAAAAGUGUUUCUUACGAUGCAAAGUGUGAAGUUUACAGCGUUGGAGCGUUAUUGUGGGAAAUUGCUGAAUUGAAAAAACCUCAUUCGGAUCUUGAUAAAUCAGAAUUACUUGGUAGUAUUAGAAAGCGCGUAAGAGAAAGAAUUAACGAAUCAUUUUCAGAUGAUGUACCUGUUGAAUGGAGACAAAUAGUAUCUAGAGCAAUGGAAUAUUUACCAACGUGGCGUCCUAAUAUAUCUGAUAUUUGUCGUGAUUUUUACAAAUUAAAUGAACAUUAUUCCGAGUUUUAUUCCCGGAAUAAUUAUUACAUUGAAAAUACAGAGGACUAUAAAUCAUUUAAUAGCCGAAAUUAUAAAACAUCAUCAUCCGUAACUAUAAAUAUUCUAUCUGUGAACGACGCAAUUCGCGAGCACAAAUCUAAUGAUGGAAAUAGACAAUUAGCAUGGGAUAGUUUCAAAUAUCAUUCAUCAACCAAUAUUGAAGCCAAAUAUUGGUUAGGAUAUUAUUAUUAUCAUCAUGGUAAAGAUAUUCCCGAAUUACAAUCAAUUAGGGAGCCAGAAAGAAUUAAAAUGGCUGUAGAUAUAUUUAAAGAAACGGCUGAUAGAGGAAAUCCCUCUGCACAAUUGAGAUAUGGAAUAUGUUUAUGGAAAGGCGAAGGUAUUCCUGCAAAUUCUUUGGAAGCUUCUAGAUAUUUAAAAUAUGCAGCCGAUUCAGGAAAUUCGACCGCUAUGUAUAUUAUUGGAAAGGCUUAUUGGAAUGGUGGUAAUGGUAUUGGACAAGAUAAGGAACAAGGGGCUAGAUAUUUAAGAGAUGCUGCUUUGCAUGAUCAUCCUAAGGCCAUAGAAAUGUGUAAUAAAUAUAAAAUUAUGGUUUAA
Messenger RNA from Funneliformis geosporum, 4620 nucleotides. The record is from the annotation of a GenBank genome assembly. NCBI's taxonomy places the organism in Eukaryota, Fungi, Glomeromycota, Glomeromycetes, Glomerales, Glomeraceae.